Prunus dulcis (almond) is the source of this 1318-nucleotide messenger RNA. RefSeq names its product ankyrin repeat-containing protein ITN1-like. The coding region runs from base 5 to 1318 and encodes 437 amino acids. NCBI's taxonomy places the organism in Eukaryota, Viridiplantae, Streptophyta, Magnoliopsida, Rosales, Rosaceae. The record is from RefSeq and is a predicted model, not a curated record. The transcript is spliced from 3 exons.
AGGCAUGAACCAACGAGAAGAAAGUCAUCCCAAUUAUAUUUACUCCUCAUGUGUUAAGUUUUUCAACUUAAUCACAGCUGCCUUGAACGUGAUCAAUGGUUCUCCGCGAAGCACAAUUUGGAGCAUAGAUAAAAUCCUCGACGAGAAAAGGCGACAUAUAUGGGCUACUCAGGUCAUGAAUCAAUUGGUUAAGCAUAGUAAUUUAUACAAGAAAGUCAUACAAAGUACUGGAGAAACUCCAGACGACAAAGAUAAAUUUGGAGAUGUUCCUGAUCCUACCAAAGUGGAUCCGGAGCAGCCAAGUCAUACAGAGAAGAAAGACGAUACGGAAGAUAAGAAGAAUGACAAAUUGGAAGAGAAGAAGAACGACAAAGACAAUAAAUUGGAAGAUAAGAAGACACCAAUAUUAAUUGCAGCAAAGAUGGGAGUGAGUGAAAUGGUGGAAACAAUCCUAGACAAAUUUCCAGUGGCUAUUGAGGAUGUGGACUCAGAAAACAAGAAUGUUGCACUGUUGGCAGUCGAGAACAGGCAACCCCAUGUUUACAGUUUACUAGUGGACAGGAAGAAACAAAUCACAAGAUUGUUACGUCGGGUGGACAACAAUGGUAACAAUGCAUUGCAUCUUGCUGCUAAAUGUGGAAGUCAUCGGCCAUGGCUUACUCCUGGUACCGUACUACAAAUGCAGUGGGAACUCAAGUGGUACAUGUUUGUCAAAGAGUCCCUGCCACCUCGUUCAUCUGUUCGCUACAACAAAGAAGGUCAGAUACCACAGGAGAUCUUCACAACUUCACACAAAGAUCUUCGAAAAGAAGGCAGUGAUUGGCUCGUCAAAACCUCCGAAUCAUGCUCUGUGGUUGCUGCGCUCAUUGCAACAGUUGCCUUCGCAACAUCAGCAUCUGUACCGGGCGGACUCGAUGAUAAAACUGGUUCACCGGUUUUCAAAGACAAGCCGGCAUUCAAUGCCUUCACCAUCUCAUCACUGCUUGCUCUCUGCUUGUCAGUAACUGCCCUGGUCUUCUUUCUAACCAUUAUUACGUCUCGAUACGAAGCGCGUGAUUUUUCCAUCAGCUUGCCCCGGAAACUUUUGCUGGGUUUAACAUCACUCUUCGCAUCCAUAGCUGCCGUGUUAGUCUCAUUCUGUACUGGCCAUAUUUUUCUCCUUGAUCGACACCUCAGACAUGUGGCAUAUCCAUUAUAUGCAGCGACUUGCUUGCCGGUUACCAUUUUUGCUCUUGCCCAGUUGUCCCUCUACUAUGAUCUCAUAAGGGUCAUCUUCAGAAAGGUUCCACAGCGCAGCUACAAGGAAUAUAGACACUAA